This is a messenger RNA of Darwinula stevensoni, 477 nucleotides long. The record is from the annotation of a GenBank genome assembly. Lineage: Eukaryota; Metazoa; Arthropoda; Ostracoda; Podocopida; Darwinulidae.
CUGACUUUCUUUUCCUUCAUUAGAGGGUAUUAUCCAAAGGGUGGAGGAGAGAUUCAAGUGGAUGUGAAGCCUUCCAAAGGAUUCCAAGGAGUGGAUCUCACAGAACCGGGCAGUGUUUCUUCUAUCAGGGGUCGAGCAUUUGUGGCAGGAGUGCUUCCCAUUAAGAUGGCUCAUCAGAUGGCAGAUGCAGCUGAGCUUGAGUUGAAAAACUCUUUGGCACUCUCUUCUACCAGUAUUGAAAUCAAGAGAUACAAGGAGAAGCCCUCUGAUGCAUUUGGGAAUGGAUCUGGCAUAAACAUCUGGGCUGAGACAACAACGGGAUGCAUUCUUGGGAGUUCAGGGCUUGGGAAGCGUCAGAUCCAGCCAGCAGAUGUUGGGAGGAAAGCUGCUCAAGACCUUGUUGCAGCUAUUCAAGGGCCAUCUUGUGUUGACUCCUAUGCACAGGAUCAGGCAAGUUGUAGGGAUUAUAUUGAAAUU